Messenger RNA from Aureobasidium subglaciale EXF-2481, 2496 nucleotides. RefSeq lists its product as uncharacterized. The record is from RefSeq and is a predicted model, not a curated record. The coding region runs from base 1 to 2496 and encodes 831 amino acids. Gene Ontology annotation, molecular function: homoaconitate hydratase activity; 4 iron, 4 sulfur cluster binding. The transcript is spliced from 2 exons. NCBI's taxonomy places the organism in Eukaryota, Fungi, Ascomycota, Dothideomycetes, Dothideales, Saccotheciaceae. Gene Ontology annotation, biological process: L-lysine biosynthetic process.
AUGCCGAUCCUCCGACUGAAUGCGGCUUCCGGCGCGAGACUGCGUUUGGCCACUGCCAGACUCAGCACUCGUCGCCCUGCCCUUAGAGCGUCCGUCGCAGCUUCACAACUCACCCUCCGUCCCAGACUCUACACAACAUCAACACCCUUACGAAAUGCCUCGUCCCCAGAUGUCUUCCCUUCGCUCCUCGAACAGCCCGGUAUCUCCGACUACCUCAAUGCUCCACAGCCCGUCGAAGUGCCUCAGACCUUGACCGAGAAGAUUGUUCAGCGUCACAGUCUCGGUCUCGCCGAGGACAAGUUUGUUCAAUCCGGCGACUAUGUCACCCUUUCACCCCAACAAUGCAUGACGCACGACAACUCAUGGCCCGUCGCGACAAAGUUCAUGUCCAUUGGCGCCACAAAAAUCCACGACCCCAAGCAGAUUGUCAUGACCCUCGAUCACGACGUACAGAACAAGACGGAAAAGAACCUACAGAAGUACCGUCAGAUCGAGGACUUUGCAAAGAACCAGGGUGUCGACUUCUACCCUGCUGGUCGUGGUAUUGGUCACCAGAUCAUGGUUGAAGAGGGCUAUGCCUGGCCUGGCACUCUCUGUGUUGCUUCCGACUCCCACACAAACAUGUACGGAGGCAUUGGCUGUCUCGGAACUCCUGUCGUCCGUACCGACGCUGCCUCCAUCUGGGCUACUGGUCGUACUUGGUGGCAGAUUCCCCCUGUCGCAAAGGUCACGCUGAAGGGUAUGCUCCCUGCUGGUGUCACUGGUAAGGAUGUGAUUGUCGCCCUGGCUGGUCUAUUCAACAACGAUGAGGUCCUCAACCACGCCAUCGAGUUCACCGGCUCUCCCGACACCAUGCACUCUCUCCCUAUUGACGACCGUCUUGCCAUUGCCAACAUGACUACCGAAUGGGGUGCUCUCUCUGGUCUCUUCCCCAUCGAUAACGUCCUUCAAGGCUGGCUGCGCUCGAAGGCCACUGAGGCUGCUCUUUACGAAGACGCCGCCCUGACCUCGUCUAAGACUGCUACUCGCUUCAACCACCAAAGACUCGAUGCCCUGUUUGAGAAGCCCCUGACUGCUGAUAAAAACGCAAAGUACGCAAAGGAACUCUUCCUCGAUCUUGAGUCUCUCUGCCCCUACGUCUCUGGCCCCAACAGUGUCAAGGUUGCCACCCCCCUAAACGAGCUCAACGCACAGGACAUCAAGGUCAACAAGGCCUACCUCGUCUCUUGCACGAACAGUCGUCGUUCGGAUAUUGCUGCUGCUGCCAAGGUCUUCAAGGAUGCCGCCGAGACUAACGACGGCGUCAUCCCCAAGAUUCCUUCUCACGUCAACUUCUACAUUGCCGCUGCCUCUCUUCCCGAGCAACGCGCUGCUGAGGAGCAGGGUGACUGGCAAGUUCUGCUCGACGCUGGUGCGCAAGCUCUUCCUUCUGGUUGCGGUCCUUGCAUCGGUCUCGGCACGGGUCUUCUUGAGCCUGGUGAGGUCGGCAUCAGUGCAUCCAACCGUAACUUCAAGGGUCGCAUGGGUAGCACUGAUGCAAAGGCUUACCUUGCCAGUCCCGAGGUAGUCGCUGCUUCUGCCCUCCAAGGUAAGAUUGCUGGACCUGGCACCUACCAAAAGCCCGAAGGCUGGAACGGUGUCAUCCGUGGCGAAGGUGAUGGUGUCCCAGAAGACCAGCGCAUGAUCAGCAUCGAAGACGCACUUGACAUGCUUGUCCGCCAAGCUGAAGAGGUCAUCCAGUCUAGUGAGAAGGAACUCGGUGCCGCAGAUGAGGCUGCUCCUUCCGGUGACGAGAAGCUCACCGACAUCCUCCCUGGUUUCCCUGAAAAGGUCACUGGCGAGAUUGUCUGGUGCAACGGCGACAACAUCAACACCGACGGUAUCUACCCUGGAAAGUAUACCUACGAUGAUGCGUUUUCGUCAUCUCCUGAGCGCAUGGCCACUGUCGUCAUGGAGAACUACGAUACUGAGUUCGCCAACAUCGCCAAGGAAGGAGACAUUCUUGUCGCAGGCUUCAACUUUGGCUGUGGUAGUUCCAGAGAGCAGGCCGCAACUGCCAUCCUCGCCAAGAAGAUUCCCAUGGUUGUCGCUGGUAGCUUCGGCAACAUCUUCAGCAGAAACUCCAUCAACAAUGCUUUGAUGGGUGUCGAGGUCCCUCGCUUGAUCCAACGUCUGCGCGAGACUUUCGAUACUCCCGCCGCAGCACAAGAUGGUACCAAGCCAGUCACCGAACCUAGCCAGAAUGAACAAUCUCUCGACUCGCCGCCGCCAGCACCUACCUCAGUACCCAGUCAAGAGAAGAAGCUGACAAGGAGAACGGGCUGGACCUUCACAUGGGACGUCAGACGCAGUCAAGUCAUUGUGCAGGAGGGACCCGACGGCAAGAGCUGGAACCAGAAAGUCGGGGAACUGCCGCCGAAUGUACAAGAUAUCAUUGCUAGAGGUGGUUUGGAGAAGUGGGUUGGCAAGGAGUUGGCUGCCGCUUCCAAGAUCUAG